AAUACUUUCAAACGGCUACUCAGAGUAUGCACAGCUGAUCGCGUGUGCUUAAAGCUUACGCCCAAAUUUUCAAAAGCCUUAUUAGGACUUAUAUAUAUGUGAUCACAAAUCACAUAAGCUCGGCGAUAACUAUCUUCUCCAACUGAAUCCGUGUUUCUCUAAUUUCGUUGUUGAUUUUCAAGUAGCAGCUGCAAUCUCAUGGCGUUGCCGAAUCAGCAGACGGUGGAUUACCCGAGCUUCAAGCUUGUGAUUGUCGGCGAUGGAGGCACAGGGAAAACCACAUUUGUGAAAAGGCAUCUCACGGGUGAAUUCGAGAAGAAAUAUGAACCUACUAUUGGUGUUGAGGUUCAUCCAUUGGACUUCUUCACUAACUGCGGUAAAAUCAGAUUUUACUGCUGGGACACGGCCGGUCAGGAGAAAUUUGGCGGCCUUAGAGAUGGAUAUUACAUCCAUGGACAGUGCGCCAUUAUUAUGUUUGACGUGACAGCUCGAUUGACGUACAAGAAUGUCCCGACAUGGCACCGUGAUCUUUGCCGUGUCUGUGAGAAUAUCCCAAUUGUGCUGUGUGGGAACAAAGUCGAUGUGAAGAACAGGCAGGUUAAGGCAAAACAGGUUACAUUCCACCGUAAGAAGAAUUUGCAGUACUAUGAAAUAUCGGCAAAGAGUAACUAUAAUUUCGAGAAGCCCUUCUUGUACCUUGCCCGGAAGCUUGCUGGGGAUCUUAACUUGCACUUUGUUGAGUCUCCUGCUCUCGCCCCUCCUGAAGUUCAUAUCGAUUUGGUUGCUCAACAACAGCACGAGUCUGAACUUUUAGCUGCAAUUAGCCAACCUCUUCCUGAUGAUGAUGAUAACGCAUUCGACUAA
Striga asiatica is the source of this 864-nucleotide messenger RNA. Lineage: Eukaryota; Viridiplantae; Streptophyta; Magnoliopsida; Lamiales; Orobanchaceae. The record is from the annotation of a GenBank genome assembly.